AUGCCCACUACUGGUAAGAGUGUUCCAAAAGGCCUUGUGUCGAAAGCCUCUGGUUCUCAAGUGUCCCAUUCUCCUGUUCGUCGUCCUCAACGCGUGCCUAAGGCAUGCGAACAGACAAAGACCGAAGCUGAUCCAUUUCUACGUCCUCUCGGUCGCUCUGCUCCCCGAGCUAAACCCCUCUACAAAUCAUCCAGCUGCCAUGAUAUCAAGUCUUCUCGUUCCAAUUCGAAUUCUUCAGUGGGUUCUCGUGAUUCAAGUAAGGAAUCUCGGCCGAAAAGGGCAAAUGCAGUUCGAAAGCCAUCUUCCACUGUUGCUCUCCCAGCUGCUGUUCUUCGAGAAUCAAAUAACUCUUCUCUUUACAUGACCACGUCAAGCUCUGUUAGCGGUGACCGCAUCUACAUCAACUCAGAUCUCCUUUCGCGUGUUGAGAAAGAGAAGAAACAAUAUGAAUCUCGUAUCUCUGAGCUCACUCAACUUACAGAGUCUCGCAAGACUGAGAUUGAGAGACUUAACGUUGAAGUAAAAAAUCUCAAGGAAGCUAAAGAACGAGCAGAGUUUCUUAUCCAACGACAUAGUUUAAAGCGCAAGGCUGGUGAUGAUAUCACUACAAAUGUGGAUUCUUUUUGUUCUUCCUGUCAACGUCCACUUUUUGAAGAGAGUUCGCUAUCUACUACUGUCGUCCCAGCCACAAGUACUACCCCUGACCAGCAAAGCGUUGCUUCCGGUGUCUCUGGUACACCCGCUACAACAGUCGUCGAACAGUCAACUUUCAAAAAGCCCACUGUGACUAGUCUGGAAGAUAUUAUCCACGAAAUGGAAGAGGUAAACUACUCCACCACUGAGGAGCUAGAAGCGACUAUGAAUGAGUUGCGUGAGAUGCAGCGUACCCUUGAUGGUACUCAAGUGGAAAAUCGCACUCUGGCUUCCGACCGUGCAAUCUUACUGGAGUCACUUUGCACUCAGACUGCCAAAUUGGAACAUAGUCGUCUGCAGAUUGAUCAAUUGAAACACCUCCUUAUCACCAACCCGUCUGCUGAUUCGAGAGAAGCGCAUUACUUGGAACUUUUUAAUUCAAUAGAAUCUGAGAAGCAAAUCCUCUUAACCCAAAACAAUGAUCUCGCGCAGAGAUGCGAGUCUCUUGAUGUGGAGUGCAGACAACUCACUGAGAAGAUGGAGACAAUGAGUGCUGAGAUGGAGCAACUUAAAGCUGAUGUUACUGCUGUUCUCUACCCGAGUGUUAUGUAUUUGAAGGGAGAACUCUCUGUUGAAGACCUCAACUCCAAGAUCGAAUGUCUAACCCGUCAUGUAGCACUUUGGCAGGAGAGAUACGAGACAGAACUGGCGGAACAUGAACGUGAAGUCACUGAAUUCAAGCUCUACGAGAGAGACCUACUCAAGGCGGUUCAAGUUUCAGAUAGCAUCAGGCAUGAAUCAGAAGGUCAGGUCGCUCAGUACAAGAUGAAACUGCAUGAAUUGAAGAACCAGGUGGAAAGAAUCUCAGCUGAACUAGAUACUGCUAUUCGUGAGAAAUCUCUUCUUCAAGAUCAGCUCUCCAAGGUGAUGGAUACUUCUACUAAAUCCACUCAAUCAAUUCCCUCUACCCAAGUUAUUCUUCCAUGCAGUUCUUCGGUUGAGAAACGUUCUGUCGGUGUCAUGACUAUACCAAUGGAGACAAGUUCAACAGAGACUGCUUACAUCCCUCCCCAAACUUCCAAUGCUCAACCUGUCAUUACAACCACCCAGAUUCCUCAAGUAGUUUCCACUCCUCCCACACCGGCUGCUACUACUUUUCAUCUUCCACGAACCUACAUACAGAAACUUGGUCUUAGCACUUCCAUAUCGCCUGGCGGUCCCGUCAGCACGAGCUCUUCAACUGGCAUCAGACGAGCUGGUCCAACUGUACAAAGCCUUAUUCAGUCGAUUGAGAAUCAGGUUAAGGCCGUACAACAUCAACAAAAGGCCAAAACCUCUUCUCCUUCUUCCGCAAAAUCUGCCAAGAUGGCAGAUGCCGAUGCCACUUCCCCACUGCUUCCACAACGUCGUUUGCAUUCAGCUGGAAGUAGUCCAAUCACCACCCCAGUUCGAAAUAUCUCCAAGUCUGUACGACAUUCACUCAUAGAUGAACCUAUUGUUGGCCAGUCAGCUCCUGGUGGACCCCCACAUAAUCCUACGUCACCUCCUUCCGGUGUUGCUGUUCCUAACAACCAGUCGACGAAUUCUCCUACUCCUUUAACGAGAUCAACGCCAAGCUUCGGAGUUACUCGUGAUGACACAUCUUCCCCUUCAAAAGAGUUGACGGUUCCUCAUGUUGCCUCUUCCACAACACCUCGUCUUAAGCGCAAUCUCACCAUCCCCACAAACUCUGUCAUUAACAAACCAACGGAUAGCAAUGUUGUCACUGCAAACGCAACCAUUGCCGAAGCUGUUACCACGGUAAUCUCAGCUGCAGCUGUUGAUCCGAGCGUUGUCCCACCCCAAUCUCCUUCUGGAGACUCAAAUUCCCCCACGGAAUCUAUUCCUGCUGCUUGCCCUCCUCCCGUUGAUCCUCUUGACCCCCUUCAAGAAUUAGCCAAGCGUACCGGUGCUGCGUCCAAACGCAAUGCUCUCCUCAAGUGGUGUCAACUUCGACUUGUGCGUUAUCGGGCUGUGGAUGUAACCAAUUUUUCGUCUUCCUGGAAUGAUGGACUGGCAUUGUGUGCUCUCCUUCACACCUAUGUGCCUCAACUGGUUGCGGUGAAUUGGGAGAAGGUUGCUAAUGGAAUGGAUAAGAAGAAGAGGUUCGAAGUUGCUUUUAAAGUCGCUGAAAGCCAGGGUAUCCCAACUACUCUUGAUUUGAAUGAAAUGCUCACAAACGACCGUCCCGACUGGGCUAGUGUUAUGGCUUACAUCGCCUCGAUCUACAAACACUUCGAAGUCUCAAACCCCUCAUCUUAA
Rodentolepis nana is the source of this 2934-nucleotide messenger RNA. Lineage: Eukaryota; Metazoa; Platyhelminthes; Cestoda; Cyclophyllidea; Hymenolepididae. The record is from the annotation of a GenBank genome assembly.